Molecule: messenger RNA, 270 nt
Organism: Peniophora sp. CBMAI 1063
Lineage: Eukaryota; Fungi; Basidiomycota; Agaricomycetes; Russulales; Peniophoraceae
Source: the annotation of a GenBank genome assembly
AUGAGCCCUGCCACAUCAUCUACUCAGAGCGUUCGCCAGUCCGAGUGGGACUACGCAACAAACAACUACCCCUCCGACGACUCGAGCGACUCUUUCUACUCAUACUCUAGCCAAACGCCUUCAUCCGCCACGGCCAUUCCGACACAAAAAGCUUCAAGCCCAAGCCUGUACUCUGGUCAGGGCAGUAGCUGGGAGGGACGGGCCGAGGCGGCUGCAGCGCUCGCGGAGUUGUAUCGCGAGUCGCGUAGGCAGGUCAGCGGUUCUGCGUGA